This is a messenger RNA of Syngnathoides biaculeatus (alligator pipefish), 1436 nucleotides long. RefSeq lists its product as uncharacterized. NCBI's taxonomy places the organism in Eukaryota, Metazoa, Chordata, Actinopteri, Syngnathiformes, Syngnathidae. The record is from RefSeq and is a predicted model, not a curated record. The transcript is spliced from 7 exons. The coding region runs from base 281 to 1261 and encodes 326 amino acids.
AGAAGUGCAAGUGGAACAUUUCAAAACAACAAUCUUGGCUCCUUUUCAAAUGAGCUUCGGCAUAACGCGAGCGGCGACUUGAGCCUUCCUUGCUUUUUGCUUCACUUUUUGUUUUAGUUUUUAGUUUUCUUCCAUUUUCUUCUGUGGUUUGUCACGUCGGCAAAAGAGGAACAACUUGCGACUGCACCAACUUCUUCACUUGGGUGUUUGUUUGUUUGUUUGCUUUUUUAAUCCUUUGCAGCCGUUUCCUCCCGUCUUCUUGUGAACUUGUCACGUCAAGAUGUUUGUCUUGGUCGUGUUGCUUGUGACCGGUUCAACGGGCGCGGCACAGCGGGUGCGUUAUCCGCCGGCGACGUGCGCGGUGCGCGGCUCCACCGUGACGCUCUUGUGCUCCUUCACGCCCACCGAAGCGGUGGUGAGGACGGUGUGGUGCGUCAAUCACCUCAUCUGCCAAGGCUCCACGCCGUCCGUCUACGACAGCGCCGCGCUGCGGCAGGGAAACUGGCGCUACCUCUACCUCGGAGACUUGAAAAGAAACUGCACGCUGCAGAUCCACGACGUCCAGGAAAGAGACAACACCACGUUCCGGUUCCGGAUGGAAGCGCAAAACGAUGCCGGACAUUUCACUGGCAUCGCAGGGGUGAAGGUCACUGUCAUUGACGGCGAGCCGAUGAACGUGUCUAGCUCCGCCCCCGGCCGGGUGUCGGAGGGCGACACGGUGACGCUGAGCUGCGUCUCCAGGUGUUCCUUCGGCGGUCUGGCGGUCCGCUGGCACCGCGAUGGCCACGCCCUCCCGGAGUCGGGCCCCGCCUUGCGGCUGGGCCCCCUGGGGGCGGGCGCCUCGGCCAACUACACUUGUGUCCUCGUCACCAACCCUCGCACCAUGUCGCCGCCCUUUAGGCUCAACGUGGGACAACCCCACUCUGACCUCGCCGUCACUCUCGGCGUCUCCUUCGGCGUCCUGGCGGCGCUCAUCCUGGUCGGCGGGAUGGUCCUGUUGGCGGUGAAAAGGAAACGUCGGCCGGCGUCGCUUCGUGACGUCAAAGACGUACAAAACGACCGCGAGCGGGGAAGCGUUUACGACAAUACAACGACGACUCCCGAGCGAGGCGGACCCGACGGACAGGAAGUGGACCAGACUGUACAGGAAGUUAGCUACGCCGCCGUUCAGUUUAAACCAAAGGCUGUGAGCAGGUCGGCGGUGGCGAAGGAGGAGGAAGAGGAGGUGGUCUACUCGUCUGUCACGCGUUCGACCACCUGAGCGCUCGGUCGACACAAAGUGACGUCAUUUGGCAACAGGAAGUGAUGUCGCGUGCACGUUGACAGUGAUGUCACACUUGCUAAAAGUGCACAAAAAAAGAAGAACAAAAGAUAACAUUUGCUACGGCGCCAAUAAAGUCCACUCAAUCAAGUGUUGAUUGUUUCCGAUGAGAUCA